This is a messenger RNA of Plasmodium gonderi, 264 nucleotides long. Its product is annotated as 60S ribosomal protein L38. Gene Ontology annotation, molecular function: structural constituent of ribosome. The transcript has a single exon. Lineage: Eukaryota; Apicomplexa; Aconoidasida; Haemosporida; Plasmodiidae. Gene Ontology annotation, cellular component: ribosome; cytosolic large ribosomal subunit. Bases 1 to 264 code for a protein of 87 amino acids. The record is from RefSeq and is a predicted model, not a curated record. Gene Ontology annotation, biological process: protein-RNA complex assembly; translation.
AUGCCAAAACAAAUAACUGACAUUCGAAAAUUUCUGAAAAUCAGCAGGAAGCCAGAUACAACGGCUGUUAUCAUUAUGAAGAAGAAAAGCAAAACAAAGAAAAAUACAAUAAUUACCAAGUUAAAAUUAAGAACAAAAAAGUACUUGUAUACUAUGGUUUUUUCGGAUAGGAAGAAAGCAGAGAGAAUUGAAAAUUCUCUACUACCAAGUCUUAAACGAAUUUACUACCCACAAAAGAAGGUCAUAAAAACAGCAAAGAAGUGA